UACCAGGCUUCUCCAGUCUCGCGUGGCCCGGCCCGUGGCAAUCGGGGUUCACACAAACGUCUCCCUUAUACUCCAGGCGGACUUCCGCGUAGCAGUGUGCACAUGUACUUAUGCUGGUAUUCAGUGCGCCAGUCGCGUUGGAUAUAGCAGUGUGUAGAUGGUCAAACAUAGUCCCAGUCUCGCCAUCUGUUCCCCUUAGUACACUGGCGACAUGGCCGACAGCUUCUGGUGACGUGCCCGUGGCUGAAGCGACUACUUGCUUCACGACGCGGACACCAUCGCUAUUGGCGUUGCCGCUGAGGAAUUGCAUCGCACCAGCAAGGGGGAGUCCAAAUCGGCCCGAUUCGGGGAAACAACAUUGUUUCCCGAAUCGGGCCCAGAAACCAGGUGUUGGAGGGCCCCUGUUUCCGGCGAAAUAUUGUAACGCAACAUGUCUGCAACAGCAGAGCUGCACAGACGCUCAACUUUGCGGGAGCAUAAGGCCGGCAACGAAGACCCAACGAAGACCCUGACACUCAGCAAUGACCAUAGCGAUGAUUUUCAAGAUAAGUAUCGUCGUCAACACACGGCUGGUCUUCUAGCAGAACUCCUGGAUGAAUACCGAGCGGCUCACCAGCCCAAAGGAGAACCGGCGCCCAAGCCGAAACCGACAGGCAUUAAGCCACGAGGCUGCAUCCUGCCCGUGCUGGUUGUGCUGCUGCUCACGAUUCCGCUGGUCGGGCUGUGCCUUCCUAUCUUCAUAGUGGGCGCCAGGCAAAGCGACGAGGAGCAGCUCGAUUUCAUUUGCCUGCUGUACCCCCUCAACCGCCUAGCCUCCAGUUCCAGUGCCGCCUCCGCCCUGCUGAGGAGCCUCAACGCCACCUACGUAAACUCACCGGUGCUGCAGGCAUGGGUCGCAUGGGCCGCGGCUGAGGAGGCGCUGCUUCAGGACGCCGACAAUACCACCGCAAAGGCCUCCGCACAGGCCGCCAAUGAGCGGCUGAUGGCGAGGCAGGAUCGCUUCUUCGCCGCACUUCGUCGCAACUGCAGCACGAUUGCUGCGGUGCUGUGGGGCCGCGCAAACGAACGAGAGCAUUCGUUCAGCGGAAGCGGUACGUCACUGUACGACAGCCCGGCCUGGACGUACUGGCUGAAGCUCAACCGCCAGCCCUGGUCGCCAGACCAGGUACCGCUCGCGGCGCUGCCGCCGCCACUUGCGCCGCCGCCGCCAUCUGCGCCGCCGCCGCCAUCUGUGCCGCCGCCGCCAAUCGGAGGCGCAGCAGCGUUGGCGACCCAGGCGGCUGCUACAAAUGUAUCCGUUGUUCCAGCAGAUUAUGAAGACUACGACAGCCCGCCAUCGCCACAGGCGGUACAGCCGCGGCCGCUACUGUUUGGCAUUGCGGCAUAUGUGCUGGUCAAUGCCACCCUCAUUUCCAUGGAUGUGGUGACGGGCCUGGCACGGCUCAACUUCGAGGUACACCUGGGCAGCCUCAACCCCUGGGCCGCAGCAGGAGCCCGCGCCGCCGCCGCCGCUGCCGGCCGCCAAUGGCUGCUGGACGAGCAUGACCGGCUGCAACAGGCGGGAGUCACCGUGAACGUGGACGUGGUGACGGCCACGGGUGGGGGUUUGGUGACUCUGUCCCAGGGCGACCGCGUAGGCUUUAAGCAACUGGACAUCAUCGUCGACGUCGUCAAGAACAACUACUUCUACCCCUAUGACGAAUACCGCGCCGUCGUCAAGCUGAUGUCUUAUGUGGGCAACACCACCUACCGCUACCCCAUUGCCGUGCUACUCAAUCAGCGCACCGCGGCGGUGGGCUGGCGCCAGGAGGUGGAGGCGCUGGCGGAUGUGCAGGAGAACUAUAUGCUGUGGUGGAGCGGCAGCAGUCAGAAUCAAGAGGGGGAGGUGCACCUGACGUACGCUAUAACCAUCAAGCGGUCUGUCUUCACGAAGCUGUUCUGCGUCAUCAUCCUGAUCGGCAUGUGGGUACUGAGCGGCUGCGCUGCAAGCUACGCCGUGGACUUGAUCUUCCUGCGGCCGCGCGAGGCCGCGCUGCUGGACGCGACCCUGUUUGUGACGCUUCUGUUCGCAAUGCCCAACAUCCGCGACGUCAUGCCCGGCGUGCCCGCCAUCGGCGUGGGCGUCGACAUGUUUGGAUUCAUCUGGAUCAUGAUCCUGUGCAUCAUCAGCGGCUCCAUGAUCAUAGCCACGCUGGUGGCUCAGUACGUCCACCCCCGCCCCACCCUGUACGACAAGGCCACGCGGAACCAGGUGUACUGGGAUUGGAAUGAGCAUGAGAGGAAAAGGGAGGAGAAAGAAAAGGAGGAGUGGGAGCGGAAGCAGAGGGAGAUGGAGCAGGCGGAGAAGCUGAGGAAGGAGCCGGCGGCUGAAUAUGCUGGGGAGGGCACGUCAGAGCGGCAGCAACAGCAGCAGCAGCGACAGCAGCUGGAGAAGGGCUGCGGUGUAGGCGGCAGGGCGGCGGGCGAGCAGAAGGAGGGAGGGGCUGUCGUCGGAGCGGGGGACGGCAGCGGCGGGCAUCAGGGGCAGGGGCAGGAGCAGCCGCGCAGCAAGGAGCACUGCAUUGUGGAUAUGGGUGGCGGCGACGGCCCCGAGAACGGUGGCGGCCGCGGGAGCAGCGGCGGCGGCAGCGGGAGUGGUGGCGGCGGCAAGCGCUACCCACAGCUGUAUGCGGCAGAGUGAUCCGCGGAUCGGCGGGUGGAUCCAGAGGACACGAUGGCAGGAGCGGCGGCGGUGGCACGUGCUGGGUACACGGCGGAGCGCGAGACCUGGUGGCGGCGGCGGUGGCGGGGCCUGUGGAGUGGGUGCGUACGAUUGAUUGGGGUUGUUGGGCCUGCUUGUGUCCUGUACGGCAGUGCGGGUAAUGAUUAAAAUUAUCAACACGAGGCGGGCGCGGCACACUUCGGCACGGUUUCCCUGCCGUGCAAGAGCUCCAUCACUAGCUAUGUUAAAUGCGCUGAGGCGCGCUGUGUCGCAAUCAACCUCCUUUCCCAUUGGUUUAUACUUAUGGCGUUUCUGGGGUGAUCGCAGGGGUCUUAAUUGCACAGUAACUGCUUGCACUGAGUGGCACUCUGCAUCCCGACUGGCAAAGAAUGCCGGCGUUCGACGUGAAGGCUUCCGCAAUAUUGUCUUCAGUAGUCGGAAACCUAGGUUUCCUGCGAUCCGUAGCGAGAGAGUAGUCCCCCUGUAUGGGGUGCAGUGUGUCUGUGGACCAGUGUUGUCAGCGCUGUGUGGCCGUUUGGUGCUGAUUUCGGCGUUCCGUACUCGUAGCUACGGUAUGUUCAAUGCAUACUCUUCGUUCUAGUGGAUCGAUAGCUGCGUGCUGAGCUUCGGGAAGGCGCCACACGUGCGGCCGCCCCUUACAGUGAAGAAGAAUGUGCCUCCUCUGCUCGCAGAUAACCUUGACGUUUGUCUGGUCAGGCGCUGGUGUCCUUAGUGUGCGCGUGUGUUUUGGACAUGACGUUGCUUCGAGACGGUGUCAAUUGAGAGAGCCUUGCAUGUAAGCUUGAGGCUUGUAAUGUUUGCGACGUUAUAAGAGGCGGCAAUCUGAGAGUGCAAGCACACAGACAGCGAAGUUGUUCAGAGAGGAAAACCCGACCGGCGCCGAAGGGUUAGGCACUCCGGCAAAUCUGGGGACUGCGUGAGUCCAUGGACCUAGACCACUGGAACGGCAUAAUAUGACAUAUGUAAGGUCUCUGAGUGGGUCCCGGGCGUAAAAGCGAGCGAGAACCGAAGUCGAACUGCGAAAUGUCGCGCUCGCCAGGACACGACCUAUUUAGCUGAAAGCUAUCCAAGUCAAAUCUAGAUUGUAAAUUCAGUCGACGGCACUUGGACCACGCCCAAAACACGGCCUGUGCAAGAUAUGGGCCUUUGGUCAAUUUUGCAACUUGAGCGCCGACUAGCAUGUUUGAUGCCUUUACCAAGCGCUAUUGGGCAAUUAUGCUGUCAUGUAUGUACCUACAAUAAGACAGCGUCUAAAUCUUGCGGCAGGAUUUGCCCUGGGAGGGCCCAGACACACGUCUUUGCACGCCCCGCACGGCAGACCCCAAAACACAUCACGCAGGACUAGGAUCACGCAGGACAAGAAUUCUGACUAGCGGAAAAAUGUUAGAUAAAUAUCCUUGUCAGAGGUGCUGCGUUGGGUGAAAAUGGGCCCCCAAGUGGGGCCACUUCUGCGCAGGCGCGGAGUGAUACCCGCGUGGCGCAUGCACGCAUUGCCUGCGGCUGGAACAUUAUGUAAAGGAUGGAACAUUAUGUAAAGGCUAACAGGU
Messenger RNA from Chlamydomonas reinhardtii, 4269 nucleotides. RefSeq lists its product as uncharacterized. The coding region runs from base 431 to 2680 and encodes 749 amino acids. The transcript has 15 exons. The record is from RefSeq and is a predicted model, not a curated record. NCBI's taxonomy places the organism in Eukaryota, Viridiplantae, Chlorophyta, Chlorophyceae, Chlamydomonadales, Chlamydomonadaceae.